CGGGUCAACAAGUAGGAGUUGAAGCAAAGCAUGUUUUUCGAAGCCAGUUUGACGGUGUUGUGCGAUCCCAAUCCUGAUCCACCUGAGUACGAAACACUUCGAGCGACCGGCAAGACGGAGGAAGAAGCCAGGACUGCCAUUGCUGUGGCUUUGCAUGAGUUCUUCUUCUCACAACCGAUAUCCGACAAUGAAGAGGAUAACAUGCACGACUACACAACACCGUUGGGAUUCCUCGAUUGCUGCCGAAGAGGGUUUGAGGGAGACGACUUUCGCCCCACAGCAAACAGCAUGUGGGAUGCGCUUCGAGAUGCGUAUGGUACUCUCCAGGUAAUCCAGAAGGAAGGAGACGGCGAUGAAGGGGAAACAGCCGCAGACAACGGGGCCAACAACAGCGAACAAGACAGCAACACAAAAGCCGUGGAGGGCCAGGAGGCCAAAACUAACGCGGGGGUAUCGAAAAAGCGAAAAACAGAUCCCGAUGACAUUGAUAAGGGCGACGACGCCAAAGAGAAGAGUCCAAAAUCUGCCAAAAUCAAGACUGAUAAAUAGGAAUGUAUGCGUCGGCGAGUUGGGAGGAACGGUGUCGAACUAUCUGAGUGGCGUCUAAGUGCCGGUAACCAUCGUGGUUCGAUCCACACCAUGCCCCGCUUCCUCAAAAUUCUCGUGGAUCGACGACGGGUCGCCCUCUUGUCGCCCCCUCGUGUCGCACUAUUGGCCCGGACAACCAACCCCCAUACCACCACUCAAGCCCGUCACAAGGACCAAUUCCUGGUCCAGCUCCCAAAUCAUCUCCAGGAAAUCUAUGGUCCAUCUUCCAGCAACACACUUGGGCCAGAACCUGAACUCUCAUCACCGUUCAUGUUGUUGGCCGCUAGAAAAGGCUCCGCCGGUACUACUCUUCUUCGAGCUCCCUUUGGGCACGAUACGCAGUGGCAAUCCAACAUCUUGAUCCCUUGGGUUGCAACGGAUCUGUGCCCUCCAAAAUGUCGCGGAAAAAUCCCCAGGGUCCUGCCAAUCGGCAUCAUGUCUUUUAGCGCACAAGCCCCCACCCCAGCUGGUCUUCCCAUCUCAAUCCACCCAAUUCGGCACAAACUGAUUGUACACCCCCCCCUGACUUGGUCAUCUGCGUUUGUUGCACGA
Molecule: messenger RNA, 1140 nt
Organism: Seminavis robusta
Lineage: Eukaryota; Bacillariophyta; Bacillariophyceae; Naviculales; Naviculaceae
Source: the annotation of a GenBank genome assembly